GGGCGCAGUUAAUGACUCGCUCCCCCUCGCUCACCGCUGCCGCCGAUCAAAGGCGUUUGCAGCAGACCGCCCAGGAUAGUCGAGGAGUCACAGAAGCCCCGUUUCUCCUCCUGUUUGCGGAUCGCAACGGCUUCGCAUCAAAGCGUCCCCGCCACGAGAGCAGCCCGCAGCGAUCGGCGUUUAUUUUCUUCCGUUCUCCUCUGGCCACGAAGCGGGCGAGCGCGGAAGAGAGCGCGCAGUAACGGGGAGACACGGCGUGUUUUCGUAAGGUUGCGUUUCCGAAGAACGAUCCAUCCGUCUGUCGAACACGUUUUACGAGCGCAGACGUCCUUCCCCGCGCAUCGGACGUAGACUUUCGGAGCACGGGCGAGUUUUGAGCGUGCACGGCGCCCGAACGGAGGAAACCAACAGUUUUUUUUUUGCAAACACUUGGACCGAAUUUCGGCGUCUCGUCGCUUCGCUGACACUCUUGAUUUGAUCCCUGGAUGUAUUUCUGCGGCUCUUGUGUCCUGGAGUGGCGCGCGCCGUGCCAAACGCGCGUCGAUGUUGUGAAAUAACCCAUGAUGUUGCAGUUUGGGGGGUUUCCGGCUGAGACGUGUCUCGUUUCAUUCACUAAACUUCAGCUUUGCUGCGCUCGGCCAUGAGUCUCCAUCAGCGGCGGCAUCGUUAGAAAGCGACGGCGUUGAUGCUUGCUUUUCGAGACGUUUUAAUAUGCACGGAUGUGAUGCUUUCCGCACAUCUGCGUCCGUAAAGCUUCGGUUUAGUCUCGUGGUCGCGCGCCUGUGUGUUUGCGGGGACGCAGCGUGAUUGGCGUGCGAUGCAUGCGUGAAUUAUUGGCCGCUUUGAGUUCAUAAAGCGCCGUCAUCAUCAUCAUCAUCAUCAUCAUCAUCACCUCCAGAGUGUUUGCUCGUUAAUACGCGCUACUGACACGUGUUGGCUGUGCUUUCUAACAACGAUUUCACGAAUGCUGCUUUACCUUAUUAAAAGUGCAUUGAUGUUCGUAAACGCUCGAGCGUUUUGCUUACUGGCACUUUGCUCGCUUGUGCAUUAAUGUAAUGUAUUUUGCACGUGCAUAUUAUUAUAUGCUGCCGUAACUCGAUAGAGUGCAUUUAAGCUCGUCAAGUUUCGAUUUCGCGUCCUAGAUUGUUUUGGCUGCGCGGAACGCGUCGUUUCUCCGGCGUUUUAAGAGCUUAGAGUCUCACUGCGGUCUCCCAGAUGAUGCGUCGCAUGACUGCCCUGAAACUAAAGGAAGCUGGUUUUGAAGCAGUGAGCGCGCAAUGACGCCGUUGUUGUGCGCAAAUGUGUUGACGCCACCUGUGGUCUCUUAAACCGAUCGAUUCAGGAAGAUUUAGGCACUUUGACCGGGAGAGCGUUCCGUUUGCACGGCAUCCGCGUCGCUUGCGCUUUCCAACCGAGUUUAGGUCGUGCGUCACGCGUUAGUGGAGAGUUUAAAUGGUGCUCCGAAAGUUACCCGGUGUCUCCGCAUCGGGCAUGGGGCUUCGUCUGUCUCAGAAAUUCGUGUUUCUGCUGUUCCUGUCGGGGUUGGUUACUCUGUGCUUCGGGGCACUCUUCUUUCUACCCGACACCGUGCGCCUCAAGCGCAUCUUCCUCUCCAAGAACGAGAACCCCGCGGUGACCGUGGGCUCCGACAAUGAGCUUUCCAAAAAGGCGCCAGGGGACCCGGAACAUCAGCGGGCGGGUUUAAAAGGGGGCGAGGGGGCGAACGCCAAGCUCAAGGUGAGCCGCAGGCCCUCGGUCACCCACGGAGCGAGGACCGUGGAGAGGUCUGUUGGGAGUAGAGCGCAGGACGAGUGGAGUCCGGCGAGGGCGCAGGAACCGGCGGCCAGAGACGAGCGGGUCACCUCGGCCGCUCGCGACGGGGAACGCGGCAGCGCCCGCGACUACGAGGCGUUUAAAAAGUGCUCGCUCAAACCGGCUUUGGGGAAGAACCGGGGAACUCCGUCGGAUUCAGAGACGCUUCAGCGGAGGGAGAAAGUCAAAGAGAUGAUGAAGUUCGCCUGGGACAACUACAAACGUUACGCCUGGGGAAAGAAUGAACUUCGACCUCUGACCAGGAACGGACACAUCGGGAAUAUGUUCGGUGGACUCAGAGGCGCUUCAAUCGUGGAUUCCCUGGACACGCUGUACAUCAUGGGUCUGACGGAGGAGUAUGAGGAAGCCAAGGAAUGGGUCCAAAACAACCUGGACCUGAACUCGAACGGAGAGGCGUCUCUGUUCGAGGUGAACAUCCGUUACGUUGGCGGUCUUCUCUCUGCGUACUACCUGACGGGAGCUGAGAUAUUUAAGCAGAAGGUGGUGGAGCUGGGCGACAAGUUGUUACCCGCCUUCAACACGCCCACCGGCAUCCCCAGAGGAGUCAUUAACCUGGGCAGCAGUGGCACGAGCUGGAGCUGGGGCUGGGCUUCGGCCGGCAGCAGUAUUCUGGCUGAGUUCGGGACGCUGCACCUGGAGUUCCUUCAUCUCUCAGAACUCUCCGGAAACCCCUCGUUCACUGAGAAGGUGAUGAACAUCCGAAAGCUGCUGAACAAAAUCGAGAAGCCUCACGGUCUGUAUCCCAACUUCCUGAGUCCCGUCAGCGGCAACUGGGUCCAGCAUCACGUCUCCAUCGGGGGUCUCGGGGACAGUUUCUACGAGUACCUGAUCAAAUCCUUCCUGAUGUCAGACAAGACGGAUCAGGAGGCCAAGAAGAUGUACUACAGCGCCAUGGAGGCCAUCGAGACUAACCUGGUGCAGAAGUCCCCGGGCGGCCUGACGUACGUGGCCGAGUGGCGAGGAGGGAUCCUGGACCAUAAGAUGGGUCACCUGGCCUGUUUCUCCGGCGGGAUGAUCGGCAUCGGGGCCGACGACGGCCCGGCGGAGCAGAAGCAGCAUUACCUGGACCUGGCCGCUGAAAUCACUCACACCUGUCACGAGUCCUACAGCCGCUCGGCCACCAAACUGGGUCCGGAGGCGUUCCGCUUCGAUGCAGGAGCCGAGGCCACGGCCACCCGACUGAGUGACCGCUACUACAUCCUGAGGCCAGAGGUCAUCGAGAGCUACAUGUACAUGUGGCGUUUGACCCACGACCCCAAAUACAGGGAGUGGGGCUGGGAGGCUGUGGAGGCUCUGGAGAAGCACUGCCGUGUGGACGCGGGUUUCUCAGGAAUCAGAGACGUGUACUCCUCCACGGUCAGUCACGACAACAUGCAGCAGAGCUUCUUCUUGUCCGAGACGCUCAAAUACCUGUACCUGCUGUUCUCGGACGAUGAUCUCCUGCCGCUGGAGGACUGGGUGUUCAACACAGAAGCUCAUCCGCUGCCCGUUAUACGCAAGAGAUGCCUGCAGGAGCACAGCGUCACACCAGACCACGGACAGACCGACCCGGAGUAGUCUUUAGCUCACACACACACACACACACACACACACACACACACACACACACACAGGGAUUCAACCUCACGGGUCCCGAUACGGAUUCUCAGCUCCUUUCCUGUAAAGGAUCUCUUCAUAUAUAUAAAUAUACGCUGUGAUUGUAUAUCUCUGAGCCGAGGUUUCCCGCUCUCCGGCGCAGUUUUCCGUGGACAAUCAGUGAAACGUGACUUUCAUGAGAAGAGCACCUUUUUUUCUUUGCUUCUUUCCUCUGUGAGGAAAAAAAAAACCCCAGAAUAACUUGCAGCCCCGAGUCCGUGGGAGGAGAGCCGUACGACGGCGGGCCACGCUGAGCGAAAGAGAAAACCACUUUUCUUCACGUCUCACCUGUAAUUUAUCUUUUUCUUUCAUCCUUUCAUUGUGUAUUCCUUUCCCGUCUCUUCUGCCAAAGCGUUUGCGGUCUUUUUUAUUUCCUUUUCUCUCCCAGCACCCUGAUAUUUUGUUCUAUCUAGUUUCGAGUCCAAUUUCGUGCUAUGAUUUUUUUAUUUUUUUUUUGAUUAUUUCCAAGGACUGGGGUAUUUACAAACCCGACAAAAGGAUCCUUUGUGAAAUGCGUUGUACAGAAUCCUUCGGUUUGAGAGAUGUCGUUGGCAGGGCAGGAUUGUUUUACGUGAUUUUAAACUUAAACUGGUAUUUUUUUAUGCUUCGACUGCAUUGUGAGCCUCGGUGUUGUGCACGACAUGCCAUGUUUCAAAGACCAGCAUCACCAGAGCGGAAAAACUCACUUGCACUGACGGCGGACGGCCACUAGGGCUGGGCGAUUAAAUACCGAAAAUUCAUUAUAUUUUCGCAGCGAAUUGCACGCAAUUAUUUUAAUGUUCAUUUUUAAGUCAGACUGGUCUCGUGGCGGUUCUUCGGUUUCAAAAACACGAUUCACGUUUGAUUCAUUUCCAUGAAUGCCUUUUCGAACUGUGUUUUUGACGAAUCGCUUCAGAAAAGCUCGGUUCAGAAACGCUAGCAAUUGUGAAUCACCGUUAUUUUAAUGCUCGUUAAUCGGACUAUUCAGUAUCGGAAAUAGCAAUUAAAUUUGAUCCAUUUCUGCAACUCGCUUAAAAAUGAUUCAGUGAAUUAAUUCAAAAACAAAAAGAUUACGAAUUAAACUAUUAUUAUAAAGUGCUUUUUUUAUUCAUUCGUUAGGUUUCAUAAAGAUUGACUUAAAAUAGUGGCAUGAUUCUUCUUCAGUGUCAAAAACAGCCGUUUGAUUCCUUUCCAUGAAUCGAUUCGAACUGUUCGUUUCAGUGAAUGGAUUCAAAGCUCAUUCGCAUAAUUGUUUGAAUGCGCUUUUUAAAUGUGCUCAGUUAAGUUUCGUCAUUGAGUAUCAAAUUAAUUCAGUCUCUAAAAAAGAAAAAACGCUUGUAUUAAUUGAUUCAAAACACCAAAGGUGCGAUCGAAUCCAAAUCGAAUCAACCGUCAGAUUGUGAAUCAUAUAGUUAUUUGAAUUCUUUUUGUAAUGCGUUCGUUAUAUGUCCCCAAAGACAUAAUUUCAUCAUUUUUCCACAGCGUUUAAGUUUAAGUCACCUACACGAAUCAAAACAGAUUUUGCGAAUCAUGCAAUUAUUUGAAUCAAGUUUUGCAUCAUCAGACUAGUUUCUAGUUUCAAACGCGCCACUUAAGUUUGAUUCAUUUCCAUGAAUCAGUUCAGAUGAGUCAAAACCCUGAAACGAAGUUAAAAAAGUGUUUUAUUUCGUUUUAGUAGACCUAUCUGUAGGUUAAUAUUGCAGUUCACGAUACAGUCAAUUCUCCGUGUCGCCCAGCCCUGUCGCCGCAGUCGUCUCAAAGCAUCGAUGGUGAAUGUGAAUGUUUUUUUCUGGGGUUUUUGUCCCCGAAGCGACAGCGUCAGACAGUAACGGUGGAAUGAAUGUGAGUGAUUCAUGUCAUUAAUUGUUCCUGUUUUCUCUCUCUUUCUCUUUUCUAAUUUUUAUGGAUGUUUAUGAAAGACUCGCUCUUUUGGUUUUCCUCAGGUGUUUCUGUACAAGUUUUGAUUACAGUUAUUUGCACUAUUCAUUACGGUAGUGCCGAUCAUUGUUAAUUUGAACGUCUUCUGUCUCUCAUUGUUGAAUAUUUUCAAAUACUGGUAAAAGAUCUGUGCGAUUUAUACAUUUAAAAACGAGUGCACAAAUG
This is a messenger RNA of Puntigrus tetrazona (Sumatra barb), 5550 nucleotides long. RefSeq names its product mannosyl-oligosaccharide 1,2-alpha-mannosidase IA-like. NCBI's taxonomy places the organism in Eukaryota, Metazoa, Chordata, Actinopteri, Cypriniformes, Cyprinidae. Gene Ontology annotation, cellular component: Golgi membrane; extracellular exosome; endoplasmic reticulum. The record is from RefSeq and is a predicted model, not a curated record. Gene Ontology annotation, biological process: carbohydrate metabolic process; N-glycan processing. Gene Ontology annotation, molecular function: calcium ion binding; mannosyl-oligosaccharide 1,2-alpha-mannosidase activity. The transcript is spliced from 12 exons. Bases 1453 to 3390 code for a protein of 645 amino acids.